Silurus meridionalis is the source of this 3105-nucleotide messenger RNA. It is a transcript of the gene snx18a, whose product is annotated as sorting nexin 18a. Gene Ontology annotation, biological process: endosomal transport; endocytosis; plasma membrane tubulation. Gene Ontology annotation, cellular component: cytoplasmic vesicle; plasma membrane. Lineage: Eukaryota; Metazoa; Chordata; Actinopteri; Siluriformes; Siluridae. Gene Ontology annotation, molecular function: protein binding; phosphatidylinositol binding. The record is from RefSeq and is a predicted model, not a curated record. The transcript has 2 exons. The coding region runs from base 320 to 2041 and encodes 573 amino acids.
GGAGAGACGACCGCGCGUGUAAACCUCCAGUCUCACUGCGAGCGGAAAGUCGCGCGUUGGAUGUGGUUUUCUCCUCCUCUUCCUCGUGUAGCGUCAUAACAAAUAUUAGAAAGCCGUCCGUUGUUCACAGGCUCGGAAUAAGAGGUGGCAGUUUUCUCUCUUUGGAUAGACGGUUAAAGCGGACGAUUCGGAUUGCGGCGAGGCAGAAAACAAAAAGUUGAGCGGCGCGCGCGAGAGUGUUGGGUUCCUUUGGCACGGUUAGCACAGCUAGCUAAAGAGUGGACAUUCUAUAGGUGAGCGUAUUAUAUUGAGUUUUGCAAUGGCGGACCUACGGGCGAGAGUGUUGUACGACUUUGCUUCGGAGAACCCUGGAGAGAUAACGGUGAAGGAGAAUGAGGUGGUGAGUCUGUACAGUGAGCAGGACAUUGAGGGCUGGCUGGAGGCGCUGAACGCGAGCGGCCAGAGAGGACUCAUCCCUGCGUCCUAUGUAGAGAUCGUGAAGGGCGAGAAAUCCUCUUCUUAUAACAACAACACCGCUGUGGAUGCACACCAGCUCACUCAAAGGCCCAACAACAUCUCCAUGGGAAACUAUCCAUCAACUUUAACAAGUGGUUUCCCAGCACCACCUCCACUACAGCAGCCCCAGCACAGUUACCCAGCCAGCCAGGGGAGUGAUGAUGACUGGGAUGAUGACUGGGACGAUAGCUCCACAGUAGCUGAUGAACCUGGUGUUACGCGUGCGGGUUUCCACGAUUUGGAAAACAACGGAGUCAACACCUACAGGGUGUCCACGGCGUCCAUGGCGCGGGGCGGCAACGCUCAGCAAGCCAAGAGUUCAGCUACGGUCGGCAGGAACCUCAACAGGUUCUCGACUUUUGUGAAAUCAGGCGGCGAGGCGUUCGUGCUCGGGGAAGCAUCCGGCUUUGUGAAGGACGGCGACAAGAUCUGCGUGGUGAUGAGUCAGUAUGGUCCAGAGUGGCAGGAAAACCCAUACCCUUUCCAGUGUACCAUAGACGAUCCGACCAAGCAGACGAAAUUUAAGGGCAUGAAAAGCUACAUCUCGUAUAAACUAACCCCGACACACACGCAGAACCCGGUGAAUCGAAGAUAUAAGCAUUUCGACUGGCUGUACGCUCGGUUGGUUGAGAAGUUCCCCGUCAUCUCAGUUCCUCACAUCCCAGAGAAGCAGGCGACAGGCCGGUUUGAGGAGGAUUUCAUUUCGAAGAGGAGGAAAGGUCUGUUAUGGUGGAUGAACCACAUGACGAGUCACCCGGUGCUGGCCAGGUGUGAUGUUUUCCAACACUUUCUCACCUGCAGCAGCACCGACGAGAAGAGCUGGAAGCAGGGAAAGAGGAAGGCGGAAAAGGACGAGAUGGUCGGAGCGAAUUUCUUCCUGACCAUCAGCACGCCGGCCACGUCGCUCGACUUCCAAGAAGUGGAGAGCAAGAUAGACGGGUUUAAGGGCUUCACCAAAAAAAUGGACGAUAGCGUGAUCCAGGUGAAUGCCACGCUCAAUGAGUUUGCAAGGAAACAGAUCACUGGAUUCAAGAAGGAAUAUCAGAAAGUCGGCCAGGCGUUUAAGUGUCUGAGCCAAGCUUUCGAACUUGAUCAGCAGGCGUACUCAGCCGGUCUGAACCACGCGAUCGCAUACACUGGUGAGGCUUACGAAGCCAUCGGAGACUACUUUGCAGAGCAACCGAGACAAGACGUGGACCCGGUGUUGGAUCUCCUCGCACUGUACCAAGGACACCUCACCAACUAUCCAGACAUCAUUCAUGUCCAGAAAGGUGCUCUGACCAAGGUAAAGGAGAGCCAGAAACACGUGGAGGAGGGCAAGAUGGAGCGGCAGCAGGCGGAAGGCAUCGCCGAGCGCUGCAGCAUCAUCUCAUUCGCCACGCAAGCCGAGAUCCAGCACUUCCACCAGAUCCGCGUGCGCGACUUCAAGGCCCAGAUGCAGCACUACCUGCAGCAGCAGAUCAGCUUCUUUCAGAAAGUCACAGGCAAGCUGGAGGAGACGCUCAGGCAGUACGACAAUGCCUAGAUCUACCACACGCCCUUCAUUCUUUAUCCAGGAGCAAGGUGAACUUUAGCCAGGCUCUAUUUUGGCAAUACGCUAAACUCGAGAGAACUUUCCUCUCUGAUAAUUCUGCAAGUUCCUUAGCAACAAGAUAAACCUCUUGGCACUGCUUAAUGGGGCUAAAAAAAAGCAUGGGGGGGGGGGAGUAUGUGACAAGAUAGCAUUGACCCUCUCUAUGAGAGAGUCAUUUCUAGGUAAAAGGGCGAGGGCAGACGCUUGUGACAGCUAGGAGAAUGUUGCUUUACAGCUCUGUGGAACUAAUAGCGCUCAGGAUGACAAGCAUUCCAUCGGAAAGCACAAUUUCCGCUUUACUAACGUAGUUCACUUACAAACAUCUGAUCAUUAAUCACGCCAGGACCUCCAGCUCUGUUCGGUGCCAACCUUCAGAACGCUCGAGCGCUUCCAUGCUAGCAGAUCUCAUUCGACAUGUUUACAGAGAUCUGAUGAAUAGCUGUCUUCACAUUGCCGUGCCUUUCAACCCUGCCUUUACUGAUAUUUUUUAUAAUUUCGUUUAAUUAUUGUUAAAUAUAUAGGAUAUAUUUUACUUUAUUUUACUAAGAUGUUUUAUAGGCUUUUUUCUUUUUUCUUUUUUGGACCCUGGCUGCUAAAGUUCCUGUGAGUUUUCCAUCAAGACAUGGGAACUUAAAAGGGAAUUCUGCCCUUAUUCGGCUCUCGGACUGAUUUUUUCCCACGAUAUUUUCAGUAUCAGUUCCGGAAACAGGAUUAAACACAAAACCCAGGGCCCUGGGUUGAUUAUCCAAUCACUAUAUAAAAAUAUUCCCCUGACACACGGAUCAGAGACACAGGGAUUGAAAUAAACCACGAGAUAACAGACUAAAACAUCCAGCUCCACUUCUCUUCCAUUUCAUCUUGGAUGCAUCAAAUAAACCGGACAUCAACAUCCGGAGAGGACUGACAAUUUCAUUUAUUUCCUAAUAAAUCUUUUAAUUUAACAUUGCAGUUGAGAAAUCACUGUGUUUGUUCAGAAAUAUUUCCUUUUUACCCAAAAAUAAAACCCCGCACCAUGA